Molecule: messenger RNA, 1895 nt
Organism: Sardina pilchardus (European sardine)
Lineage: Eukaryota; Metazoa; Chordata; Actinopteri; Clupeiformes; Clupeidae
Gene: myoz1a
Product: myozenin 1a
Exons: 6
Coding region: 223-1167 (314 amino acids)
Cellular component (GO): actin cytoskeleton; Z disc
Molecular function (GO): telethonin binding; actin binding; FATZ binding
Source: RefSeq, a predicted model, not a curated record
CUCCCACCCAGACUUCAUCUCCCUCCCCCCUCAAGGAUCUGCCAUCCCCUAGUCACUUGCUGGAUAUCGCACUCCCCAAGAUCUUGGUCCAGGCACAGGUUUAAGUCACCCUGGGAUUUAUAAAGCUUUGGUUCAGAAUUGAUCUGAAGCUUUGCCUUUCUUCUUGGUUGUAAUUUAAGAAACUCUGCUUGAAUUAAGGAUUGCCCAAUCUGGUCUGCCGCCAUGCCUCUCUCGGGAACUCCAGCACCUCCUAACAAGCGGAAAAAGCCCAGCAGGAUCAUUACCGACCUGUCUCAUGUCUCUCAGAACGAGAAUGAGUCUGACCCAGACGCAUCAGAGUUUGACCUGGGGACAAAGAUCCGGGCACCCAGGGAUAUCAUGAUGGAGGAGCUGUCCCUGAUGAAGAACAAAGGCUCGCAGAUGUUCAAGUUAAGGCAGAAGCGAGUGGAGAAGUUUAUCAUUGAAAACAACCCUGAUGUUUUCAGCAGUGAGUCUAUGGAGAACUUUCAGAAGCUUGUACCAAGUCUUGGGGGUCAGAUGAUGGAUGUUGGCGGUCACUUGGUCGGUGGACAGAUGGUUGGGCAGGCAGGUGCAGCUGGUGCACCUGUGCCACCUCCUAAACCAGGAAGCCAUGGCAAGGGGGCAGGAGCAGGGCAUUCAGCUGGACACGGGCACGGAGCUGGACACGGGCAUGGAGCUGGACACGGAGGAGCAGGUGGUGCUGGUGGACACGGUGGACAUGGUGGUGAAGCACAUGGAGGCCAUGGCCAUGGCCAUGGAGAGAAGAGUGCAAUGAAGCGUGAGUAUGUGAAGACGUACAUAUCCCCAUGGGAAAAGGCCAUGAAAGGGAACGAGGACCUGACGGCAACCCUGAAAGCUCGUAUGCCAGGCCCUCAUAUUUACAAAGACCUGCCCAAAUACAAGAGCUUCAACAGGACUGCCCUUCCCUUUGGUGGCUUUGAGAAGGCAUCCAAGCUCAUGACCUUCCAGCUUCCAGAAGCUGAGGUGGUCGAGGAAGAGCCUGAACCAGCUGUGGUGUACCACCAAGACAUUAGCACACGGCCUUCCUUCAACCGCACCCCCAUCGGCUGGGUGACCAGUGGUGAGACCAGCGACAUCCACAUGGAUCUGGAGAUACCCUUUGAUGGGGAGACAGACGACCUGUAAGGGGAGGACACACAGACAUACACACACCAACACUGAGACAUCACAUCUCCAACCUCAGUGUGCAAGAUCAUUCAUUGCAUUUCAAUGAAUGUUGUUCGAUUCUGAUUUUCCCAACUUGCGAGCAUACAUAAGAGCAGAAACAGUAUCACAUAUACACACACUUUAAUGUUGUCCAAGGUCAGUGCCACAAUCGGGUAAAUUAAAAAAGAGUAUCAUUGAUUUGAAUGGUAUAUUUGCAUUUUGUCAGUUUGCCGAAUGCUUCACAGCAGAUCACUAACGUUCUACAAAGUACCAGACUCGAUUGCCAUCUUUAUUAAUGUCCAAAAAUGUAUUUGUCUUUGGAAAUAAGAACACAGUACAGGCCUAGCUUAUGAUCCCCCCAGUAGUCUAUGUAAUAGGUAGGCUACUUUUGCAUGACUUCCCCAUUGAAAUCUAGAUACGUUUGAGUGAGAGAUGAAUGUUUUCUUACCCUGUUCAAGUCAGCAUGUUGCACUUUAGAGUUGUGGGCAUUGUUGUCACAAACUGUAGGCUGCUUAUAUUCCCUACAGGUUGCAACCUGUAUCUAUCUACUUGCUACAUUCUGUAAUGUUAAGGCUUUUAGCAGCACAAUGUAUUAUCAUCCCUGCACAUAAAUGUAUGCACAUUAAAGGCUCUACAUGUGUCUAGGAUUGGAAGUUGCCACUUUGUAUGUCCUUGCUACAAUUUAAUAAACAUUUUCAAAGUGUAAA